Eriocheir sinensis (Chinese mitten crab) is the source of this 4216-nucleotide messenger RNA. RefSeq names its product aminopeptidase N-like. Gene Ontology annotation, cellular component: cytoplasm. The transcript is spliced from 19 exons. Gene Ontology annotation, molecular function: metalloaminopeptidase activity; peptide binding; zinc ion binding. Lineage: Eukaryota; Metazoa; Arthropoda; Malacostraca; Decapoda; Varunidae. Gene Ontology annotation, biological process: proteolysis; peptide catabolic process. The record is from RefSeq and is a predicted model, not a curated record. The coding region runs from base 316 to 3627 and encodes 1103 amino acids.
CCUCGCCGAGCCAGUAGACAAAAAGACUCAUCAGGAAAGCCAUUGCUCUUACGUUGCACAGUAUUCAGUAAAAAGUGUUUGAUGGCCGCCGCUGGACUCAUUUUGUGAGGUGAGGGAAGUUACCGAAGAUGACCGACGUGAAAAAAAAUAAGCGCAGUGAAUCGGUUUGACAAAAUAAGUUUGUGUGCCGCGGGUGUUGAAACACAGUAAAUGAGUGACUGUGCCGCAGUCACGCAGCAACAUACAGGCACACGUUACUGGUGUAACAAAGUGUCCUGCGGACUGUGACAAAGCCUUGGGGGCUUUACGCAGACGAUGAAACCCAACUCCGCUGUGAGCAGGAGGCAACCACAACCACUACCACCACCAGGGCCUGGACACACCGCUGUCAUGGUGCCCGGGCAUGGCCGUGCUGAGGGGGCCUCCUGCCGCCCCCUGCUGUACCUGCUGUCCCUCCUGACUCUGUUGACGUGCGCCGCCACGGCCUCCUCCCUCCCUCCCGCCACCAUGCCAUUGCCGUCUGCAUUUGUGGCCUCGUCGCCCGCCGCCGCCUUCCCCUUCCCCUUCUACUCUCUAGCUUACAGCUCUGUCCGUGCCGGGCAGCCCGUCUGGCUCCCGGAACACGUGUUCCUCUUCCGCGACGCCUACAAACUGUUGCCGGUGUCACUUUCGUUCCGGAAGGAACCAAUACCUGCGGGGAAUACCCUAGAGGCGGAGGAGGAGGGAGGAGGGGAUGGUGAUGAAAGAGGAGAAGGAGAAGAAGAAGGAGGAGGAGGGGGAGGAGAAGGAGAAAAACUAGAAGGAGGAGGAGGAGCAGCCAACAAUAACACUGGAGAGGGUGAAGGCGGCGGCUCGGUCUCGUCCUCUCCCCCGUCGGAUGUCAUCAUCAUCGAAGAGAGCGACGCCAAAGAACCCAAGGACUGGAAUCGACGCCUGCCCGCGGCUCUCCGACCUACCCACUACGUCGUGAGAGUCCAGCCGUUCAUCCACGGGAACUACAGCGUCCGCGGCUCCGUGCAGAUCGAGAUCGAGGUGGUUCAGGCGACCAGCAACAUUACCCUCCACACGUCCAGUAUGGAGAUCAACACGCGGCAGAUACAGCUUGAGGCUGCAGAAGGCGACGAAGGGGGCGGCCCCGUCCCUCGCAUCACUCAGUUCCUUUACGACGAGGACCUCAACUUUUUCACGGCCCGGCUGGAGGCAGAGCUUCGGCCCGGCAGGAGGGUUCGAUACACCAUCCCUUACGAGGCCACCCUGACGAGCCACCUGACAGGGUUUUACGGCGUGGAGUAUGAAGACGAGGGAGGAACGGUGAGGCACCUCGUGAGCUCCAAGCACCAACCCAUCGAUGCGCGGCGGGCCUUCCCGUGCUUCGACGAACCCGCGCUGAAGGCCACGUUUGAGCUGCACGUGGCACGGCAGACCAACAUGACGGCGCUCUCCAACAUGCCCCUCGCCACAACCACGCCCGUGGAGGGUCAGGAAGGCUGGGUAUGGGACCGCUUCCAGACCACGCCGCCCAUGUCCACCUACCUCCUGAUGCUGGUUGUCUCGCCUUUGGCGCACGUCAACAUCACCUCACCGUCACGCCCGGACCUUCCCAUCAGAGUGUUCGCGCGGCAUGACGUGCUGCACAAGGUCACGUACCUGCGGCGGGUCGUCCCUCGCCUCCUGGACUACAUGGGGAGCUACACGAACCUCUCCUUCCCGCUCCCCAAGUUGGACAUCAUCGUCGUUCCUGGGGACCAAGGUGCCGCCUUCGAGGGCUGGGGCCUCGUCUUCGUGUACGACGAAAAAAUGAUGUUGUACGACCCUGACGAGGACGAAGACUCGAAGUGGUUGGAGGUGACGUUCAUUAUGGCGCACGAGCUGGCCCACCAGUGGUUCGGCAACCUGGUGACGCCCCGCUGGUGGACGGACGAGUGGCUCAGCGAGGGCAUCACCACCUACAUGUCCGACGUGCUGCUCCGGGAGACGGGGCUUGUGACGGCAGAAGCGCUAGAGGAGGCCGAGUUGUUCACCUUCGAGAUCUUCUUCGAGGAGCACAAGGAAGGCGUGACCCCCCUCAUCAACGAGGACAUGAACGUGUUCGACGCCUGGACCUUCUUCACCUUCAUGGCUUAUUACAAGGGCUACUUCAUCCUGCACAUGUUGAAACACGUUCUCUCACCUCACGUCUUCAGGAGGGGACUCGUCAGCCUCCUCAAGGAACACCAGUACGGGAGUGUGGCCCAGAACGACUUGUCUCGCCACCUGACGGAGGCGGCACACGAGGCGGGCACGCUGCGGCGGGACCUGAGCGUGGAGACCAUCCUAGACACCUGGACGCACCAGACCGGCUACCCGCUCGUCACGGUGACCAGGAGUCCCUCCGGAACCUCCGCCACGGUGUACCAGGAGAGAUAUUUGGGCCCCGGAGAGACAGAUGACCCCGUCCGCACGUGGUGGGUGCCGCUCACCUACACGAGCCAGGACUCGCCUGACUUCAACGACACCCGCGUCAAGGCGUGGCUCAAGGGCACGGAGACGCAGACGUGGCUGCCGCACCUGCCCGCUAAGGACCAGUGGGUCAUCUUCAACGUGCAGCAGACCGGUUACUACAGAGUCAACUACGACCAACACAACUGGAACCUGCUCACCCAACAGAUGCUGACCGACCAUCAGCGUAUUCACAUUAACAACAGAGUCCAGAUGAUCGACGACGUUAUGAACUUGGCCUCCACAGGGAAGUUGUCUUACAAGACAGCCUUGAGCUUCAUGGAGUACGUGAAGAACGAGACUGACUCGGUGGUCUGGGACGCCGUACAUCACAACAUCAAACACAUCCACAACAUCCUGCAGAACACGCCGGCAUACGAAGGCUACAAGAAGUACAUGUGGUCUUUACUCGUGCCUCUGUGGAAAAUGUCCGGCGCAGACAACCAAGAAUACGUCGAGUCCGAGCAGCGGAAACACGCCGAGGCGGUGCAGUGGGCGUGUGGCCUCGGCCUGCCCGACUGCGUCCACCUCGCCGGCAGCCUCUACGCCCAGUGGAUGCACACGCCCAAGGACAUGAAGUUGGUGCCCGAGAAGCUACGUGAGGCCGUCUAUUGCACCGCCAUCGCCAACGGAGGGAAGGCCGAGUGGGACUUCGCGUGGAGCCAAUACUUCCUCGCCGACGACCGCCGCCAUAAAGACCAGCUGCUCCGGUCCCUCGGCUGCACCAAGAACCAGUGGCGGGAGAUGCGAUUCCUCGCGUUGGCCUUCACCUCGGGCGCCAGGAUGCAGCCAGACGACGCCCUCAAAGUGUUCAGCUCUGUGGCGUCCAGGCCCGGCGGCGAACACCUAGCCUGGAGCUUCCUCACGCGUUACUGGCCUGCCGUGUCCAACCUGUACAAGGGCCGAGGGAAGGCGAAAAAGGAGUUGGUGUUAACGGCCGCCAAAUCCUUCAGCUCGAGGAAGGACAUGGCCAGGUUGCUGCGCUUUAGGGACAGACACCAGGAUGACCCCGAGGUGGUGGCCGCGUCGGAGGAGGCGCUCGACUUGGUGGGGCAGAACGUGGCGUGGAUGGAGAGGAGCUACGGGGCGAUCUGUGAGUGGCUGGAGGACCACGGCUUUGGCUGCACGACGAGAGCCUAUGGAGGGUGACGGAGCUGACGAGGCUGACGUGGGGUGCUGACGCCUGACGACCCUGCUGACCUUAGUGGAGGUGGCAGCGGGGGACACAACACUGCGGCGGCGGACAUCCAAGAAGAGAGGAGAGAAAAGAAGAGAAGAGAAAAAAUAAGAACUACAACAACAGUAUCUUAUGUGAGAACUACAAAAGACGAUUAUUUAUCUAUUUAUUAAUGUAUUCAGUAAUAAGUCUGUUAUAAGAAAAUAAUAUAUGUUAAGUAGUAGUAAUAGUAGUAGUAGUAGUAUUUGUUGUUGUUGUUGUUGUUGUAAAUGUUGGUAGAGUAGUAGUAGUAGUAGUAGUAGUAGUAAUAGUAGUAGUAGUAGUAGUAGUAGUUGUUGUUGUUGUUAAUGUUGGUAUAGUAGUGGUAGUGGUAGUAGUAGUAGUAGUAGUAGUAGUAGUAGUAGUAGUAAUGGUAGUAGUAGUAGUAGUUGUUGUUGUUGUUGUUAUUGUUGUUGUUACUAUCAUAAAUUACUGUGAUUGGUAUUUAUAGUUAGAAUCCGCAAUGUACUACCAAUGAUAAGCCCACAGAGAUAUGCAAGACAUUGACCCCAAAUGAUCUGA